GCGAAACAGGAAGUCUGUGCUUUGCCCCGCACGGUGAGGGCCAGGCUUCCGCGGAAAGGAAAGUGAAAGUACUUGAGCAGAUCUUGCCAAGCUGAAGGCAGGACUACAGUGCCGGCAACCUCGCUCCACCUCCGGAAACUCAGGAGAUUCCCAGACACCACACUCGAGGGAUCCAAAAAUGGGCAGACUUUCUUGUCAGAGCUCCCGGAAAGGACAGAGGCAGUGAGAAUCUAAUCAAGAGUGAUCUUAGGCUGGCUGUAUGUCCUAAGAAGAAGAUGGCAAAUGCAGGCAUCCCCUUCACCUGCAGAAUGAUCUCAGGGGACCAGAACCCAGAGGAGCAGAACCCAGAGGAGCAAUUUUUCUAUGAGUUCAUAUUCAGACUCUUCAAAGAAAAUAAGGUGGAGAUUGCAAGUGCAAUUACAAAGCCAUUUCCUUUCCUCAUGGGCCUCCGAGAUCGAAGCUUCAUCCCCGAGCAGAUGUAUGAAAAUUUUCAAGAAGCUUUUAGAAAUCUGGUCCCAGUGGAGAGAGUGGUGUACGAUGCUCUCAGUGAACUGGAGAAGAAUUUUGACAAGACAGUUCUGGAUGCCCUGUUCAGCAGAGUUAACCUGAAGGCCUAUCCUGAUUUACUUCACAUUUGCAGAAGCUUCCAAAAUGUGAUUCGUGACAACUUCCAUUACCAAAUCACUGACGAAGGAGAGACAAAGGAGACACUCAAUUUACAAUUAAACCAUGAACAAGCAUCCUUGGAACACUCACCUCUCCAAAUGUGCAAUGUAAGUAGGAUAGAAGAUAUGCCCAGAUUACUGCCGUAUGACAUACAAGGGAACAGUAAUGCCUGUUCAGAGACCUGUGACGGAGAAGAGCCCCAGGGAGCCUUGACCUUCCCAUCAAGAUGUGUUACCUAUGAGCACAAAGCUCUCCAAUGGACCAAUGAAGGCAACUCUGAAGAGAUUCCCAAACUGCCAGAAGUGACCUGUGAUCCCAAAGCUCCCCAAAUGACUCAGAAAGCAGAACCCAAGGAGGUGCUCAGCCUAAUAUCACUGGAGGAAGAAGAGGACAACAAUGCCUCUUGGCAAACCUGUGAUGAAGAAGAGCUGCAGGAAGUCCUGAGCUCCCCAUCAAGAUGCGAGCCAGUGUCCUGUGAUCCUGAAGCUCCCCAAAUGACCAAUAAAGAAAUACCAGAGGAGCUGCCCAGUCAACCACUAUGUGAUGGGAAAGAAGACAGCAGUACCUGUUUAGAAAUGUGUGAUGAAGAAGAGCUACAGGAAUCCCUAAGCUCACUACGGAAAAGUGGACCAGGAUCUGGCAAUCUAGAAGCUCUCCAAAUGAAUACAGAAGGAGAUUCAGAAGAGCUAACUUCUAGCCCACUAUCCUGUGAUGCACAAAGAGCAGAGCUACCAACAAUUGGAAAUAAGAAGUGUUCCUGUGUUAUGUGCUUCUCAAAAGAUGUGCCAGGAACUCCAGAAGGAAGGACUGAAAAUAAGCAAGCUAGUGACAUGAUGGAUACUGUGGAUGUUGGAAACAACUCUACUCUGGGAAAACUCAAGAGGAAAAGAAAAAAAAAGAAAGGGCAUUCCUGGGCAAGAACAAAAACGAAACGUCGGAGAAACAUACAUCAAAAAGACAACAGCAACACUGCUGACCAAGUGGCCUCAAGUGGAAAGAGGGUGAAAAAGCAUCUGCAGGACCCUGCCAAGAUCAGGAGGAAAAAGAGAGGCAGAACUAGACGCUGCUUAACUCGCAGUGGCAGAGCCCUACAGAAAAGAGUUAAGUCAAGAGGAUCAGCUCAGCAUGGAAGAAGUGGUACAUGUGCAAUUGAGAAUGAGACAAUGAAGGAUUCUGUUCUUUCACGGCGAAGAAAGUACAACCGUGAAAAUGUGGAUUUUCACUCUCAGAUACUUCCUGUGACCUGUGGUGAGGUGAAGGGGAUGCUACAUAAGAAGAAACUGAAACAAGGAGUCUUGGUGAAGUGUAUACAGAGUGAGAAUGGAGCCUGGUUCACCCCCAGGGAAUUUGAAAUCAGAGGAGGCCACGAAAGAUCCAAGAACUGGAAGAUAAGUGUUCGCUGCGGUGGGAUGCCCUUACGAUGGCUGAUGGAGAAAAGAUUUCUCCAUAAUCCUCCAAGGAAAUAUGGCAGGAUGAGAAAGAAAAGAGUACCGAAGUCUCACGACAAAACCUUAGAUGACCUCUGUCUGGGAAACUCAGAUGUGUGUGAGACGUGCCGGGAUGGAGGAAAGCUGUACUGCUGUGAUACUUGUUCGAGAUCUUUUCAUGAGGACUGUCACAUCCCACCUGUGGAAACUGAGAGGAGCCUGUGGAGUUGCACCUUCUGCAGGAUGAGGGAGUCUUCAGGAAGCCAGCAACGUUGCAGGGAAUCUGAGGUCCUGGAGAGGCAGAUGCAGCCCGAGGAGCAGUUGAAAUGUGAGUUCCUUCUCCUGAAGGUCUAUUGUCAUUCAGAGAGCUCCUUUUUUGCGAAGAUUCCAUAUUAUUAUUAUAUGAAAGAGGCUUCUAAAGACCUAAAGGAACCCAUGUGGUUGGACAAGAUCAAGAAGAGGCUGAAUAAGCAGAGUUACCGCCACGUGGGGGAGUUUAUGCAGGACAUACGCCUCAUCUUUCAGAACCACAAGGUGUCUUACAAGUUCAAUGACUUUGGCCAAAUGGGACUUAGACUGGAGGCGGAAUUUGAGAAGAAUUUCAAGGAAGUGUUCGCUAUUCAGGAAACAAAUGAGGGCAGUUCACGGGAAUAGUGGAUGUUGUUGGUGUCCUGGAAAACUCCUUUUUGAGUAGAUUUCUUUUUUUUUUUUUUUUGAACUUCUAUUGAGCUAUAAUUGACAUACAAUAAACUGCAUAUAUUUAAAGUGUACAAUUUGAUUUUUUUUUCUUAUUAGUAAUGUAUAUAUGGCAAUCCCAUUCUCCCAAUUCAUCCCACCCCAGUCCCCCACACUUUCCCCUCUUGGUGUCCAUAUGUUUGUUCUCUACAACUGUAUCUCUA
Messenger RNA from Hippopotamus amphibius kiboko, 2992 nucleotides. Its product is annotated as nuclear body protein SP140-like protein. Gene Ontology annotation, molecular function: DNA-binding transcription factor activity, RNA polymerase II-specific; protein binding; DNA binding. The coding region runs from base 276 to 2747 and encodes 823 amino acids. The record is from RefSeq and is a predicted model, not a curated record. Lineage: Eukaryota; Metazoa; Chordata; Mammalia; Artiodactyla; Hippopotamidae. The transcript has 27 exons. Gene Ontology annotation, cellular component: nucleus. Gene Ontology annotation, biological process: regulation of transcription by RNA polymerase II.